GCCUCUCUGCGCCUGCGCGGGCGCGGUGCCUUUGCGAGGACGGAGCUGCGUUCGCUGCAGCACAGACCCGGAGGGCAUCGCCAGAGCGGAGCUGCGUUCUCUUCUGCACAGACUCCGGGGUACUGCGAAGGCGGAGCAGCGUUCUUCUCAGCACAGACCUGGGCGUGCGGGCCAGGGGCACCGCGAGGGCGUAGCUGCGUUCUGCUCAGCACAGACCUGGGGGACACCACAAAGGCGGAGCACCAUUCUGCUCAGCACAGACGUUGGGGGCGCUGCCUCGCUUUGGGACAACUCGGGGACGCGUCGACGUAUUAUUGGGAGUCAUAUCAUCCUGUGGCCCUGAGGAGAGAAGGCAUUUCUCUUUCUGUCUCCUGUCUCUGAAGAGGAGGAGGAAGUAAAAGUUGAAAACCAAGAGGAUUGAAGUCAGUGGCAAGACCAGCCGCUGCCACUGAUGAGCCGGCCUGAGGUGAAAAGAUGAACCGCCCCCUCCCCCACUCUAAGCUCAUGUGCUCUGAAUCCAUCAGGACCCUUUCACGUGGAACCUCUUAGAGCUGUAAGCCCUGAGAAAAGGCCUAGGAAGUCUGUCUUCCUUCGGGGCGCUCGGCUCUUAAGAUGCGAGUCUGCCGACGCCCCCGGCCGAUUAAAAGGAACCUCUUCCUUCUUGAAUUCGGUGUCUGAGGGGUUUGUGCCCGCGGCUCGUCCUGCUCCACUUUUUGGUUCACAUGACCGGGAAUCAAACCUGGGCCGCAGCGGUGAGAGCGCUGACUCCUAACCAGCAGACCACCGGGGAACUUCAAACUUCGUGGGAAAUAGAUUGCCCAACAUUAGAAGUGGGUUGGCCGUCAGAAGUAAGCCUGGACAGGUCCCUUGUUUCUCAAGUGUGGCACAAGGUAACUGGGAAAGGAUACCUAGACUGCUUCCCAUACAUAGACACUUGGUGACAGCUGGUGCUAGACCCCCCACAGUGGCUAAGAGGGCAGGCAGCAGCAAUACUAGUAGCCAAGGGACAGACAGCUAAGGAAGGAUCCCACUCCACCCGCCCAGGGAAAUCAACUCAAGUUCUGUUCUACCCAACGUCAGAAGUUCCACUGCAGGAGAUGGCACCAGUGAUCCCAGUGGUGCCCUCCCCUUACCAGGGCAAGAGGCUCCCCACUCUUGAGCCCACAGUGCUUGCGCCUCCGCAAGACAAGCAUAUCCCUAGGCCACCCAGAGGAGACAAGAGAGGAGGUGAGGCCUCGGGAGAAACCCCUCCCUUGGCAACUCGUUGACGACCCAAAACGGGGAUACAAAUGCCCCUGACAGAGCAGCGGCAUACUGGGAUAGAUGAGGAUGGUCACGUGGUGGAGAGGCGUGUUUUUCUCUACCAGCCCUUCACCUCUGCCAACCUUCUCAACUGGAAAAACCAUACCCUGUCCUAUACCGAAAAGCCACAAGCUCGAAUUGAUUUGCUCCCAACUGUUAUCCAGACCCACAACCCCACCUGGGCUGAUUGCCACCGGUUGCUCAUGUUCCUCUUUCACAGAGAUGAAAGGCGGAGAGUGCUCCUAGCAGCAACUAAGUGGCUAGAGGAACAUGCACCAGCUGAUUAUUAAAACCCCCAAGAGUAUGGAAGGACCCAGUUACCAGGAACCGGCCCCCAGUGGGACCCAAAUGAAAGAGAGGAUAUGCAAAGGCUAAACCGAGACAGGGAAGCUCUCUUGGAAGCAUUCAAGAGGGGAGCUCAGAAGGCUACAAACCUUAACAAGGUUUCUGAGGUCAUUUGGGGAAAAGAGGAAAGUCCAGCACAAUUCUUUUUUUUUUUUUUUUUUUGAGACGGAGACUUUCUCUGUCACCCAGGCUGGAGUGCAGUGGCGCGAUCUUGGCUCACUGCAAGCUCCAACUCCCGGGUUCACGCCAUUCUCCUGCCUCAGCCUCCCAAGUAGCUGGGACUACAGUCGCCCACCACCACGCCUGGCUAAUUUUUUUUUGUAGUUUUGGUAGAGACGGGGUUUCACUGUGUUAGCCAGGGUGGUCUCGAUCUCCUGACCUUGUGAUCUGCCCACCUCAGCCUCCCAAAGUGCUGGGAUUACAGGCUUGAGCCACUGCGCCUGGCCAAGUCCAGCACAAUUCUAUGAGAGAUUGUGUGAGGCCUAUUGUACGUAUACUCCCUUUGAUCCCGAUAGCCCUGGAAAUCAGCACAUGCUUCACAUGGCUUGAGUCCAUCAAAGCGCAGAAGACAUGAGAAGAAAACUGCAGAAACAGCCUGGGCUUGCAGGGACGAAUACAUCACAAUUAUUAGAAAGAGCUAAGCAGGUGUUUGUAAACAGGGUUGCAGUAAGCCGUAAGGAACACCACACAGAGAAUGAACGUCAGGCCCGGCGAUACGCCGACCUGCCUGUUAGCUGCAGGAAUCAGAGGGGUCCCCCCAAAGAAGCAAGGGAAGGGUGGCCCUGGGAAAGAAACUCAGCUUGGCUGUCAGAGUUGGCAGCGUAACCAGUGUGCUUAUUGUAAAGAAAUAGGACAUUGGAAGAACAAAUGCCCUCAGCUUAAAAGAAAACAAGGUGACUCAGAGCAGGAGGCCCCAGACAAGGAGGAAGGGGCCCUGCUCAACCUGGCAGAAGGGUUCUUGGACUGAGGGAGAGCGGGCUCAAGUGUCCCCAAAGACCCUAUGGUCAGAAUGACAGUCGGGGGUAGAGGCAUUGAUUUUCUCGUAGAUACCGGUGCUGAACAUUCGCUAGUAACCGCCCCGGUCUCCCCCUUCUCCAGAAAGACUAUUGACAUCAUCGGAGCCACGGGGGUUUCAGCAAAGCAAGCUUUCUGCUUGCCUGGGACUUGCACUGUAGGAGGACAUACAGUGACUCAUCAGUUUUUGUCCAUGCCUGACUGUCCCUUGCCCUUGUUGGGGAGGGACUUGCUUAACAAGCUGAGAGCCACUGUCUCUUUGACAGAGCACGGCUCUUUGCUGCUAAAGCUACCCGGAACGGGAGUCAUUAUGACCCUUACGGUCCCCCAAGAGGAGGAAUGGAGACUUUUCUUCACUGAGCCGGGCCAAGAGAGACCAGCCCCGGCUAAGCGGUGGCCAAGAGUAGGGGCGGAAGAUAACCCUCCAGGGUUGAUAUGGGGAGUAAUAUCAUCCUCUCCCCGUUGGGAUAUUCGGAACCAUAUCCUAGGGGGGUGUCCACCCUCUGCGAUAUUGGGAGUAAUGUCAUCCUCUGUUUCCUUGGAUAUUAGACACAAUAUCACAAAAAGGUGUACACCCCCUGCGAUACUGGGAGUAAUAUCAUACUCUCCUUCCCUGGAUAUUAGAAAACAAUAUCAUCAGGGCUGAACACCCCCUGCGAUAA
This is a messenger RNA of Symphalangus syndactylus (siamang), 3323 nucleotides long. RefSeq lists its product as uncharacterized. Gene Ontology annotation, biological process: proteolysis. The record is from RefSeq and is a predicted model, not a curated record. Lineage: Eukaryota; Metazoa; Chordata; Mammalia; Primates; Hylobatidae. Gene Ontology annotation, molecular function: aspartic-type endopeptidase activity.